This is a messenger RNA of Helobdella robusta, 1050 nucleotides long. RefSeq lists its product as hypothetical. The record is from RefSeq and is a predicted model, not a curated record. NCBI's taxonomy places the organism in Eukaryota, Metazoa, Annelida, Clitellata, Rhynchobdellida, Glossiphoniidae. The coding region runs from base 1 to 1050 and encodes 349 amino acids. The transcript has 7 exons. Gene Ontology annotation, biological process: cilium organization.
AUGGUCGUGUCAGGGUACGACGGUGACGUCGUUAUGAAUGUUGCUAGGAUACUCAGUAAGAUGACCUUACAGGCAGAAUGUUGCAUGGAGGUUUGCAGCAACAAGUUGUUUGUGACGAGUUUUCUGGAAGUGUUCAAGAGAUUUGUUGACAAUGAGGACAUAAUAGUCAGAAUCGCGUUCACAAUGGGCAACAUGUUUUCCAAGCACGAUCACUCAAGACUGCACUUCAUCCAGCUGGAUGCCGGCUUGGAAACCCUACUCAACCUCCUCAGUCACUACGUCAGAGUGCUCUUGCUUUCUGGCAGUCAGUUGGGAUUGGAGAAAAGAUCGAAAGUGGAGGACGUGUUGAUAAAAGUGCUGAGGCUGACGGCCAACAUGACCCUUAAUGAAGAUGUCGGCUAUGUGAUGGUUCAGUCGCACAAGUUCAUCAAGUUACUGUCCGCUUUGUUAGACUACGAAAUGUUGCAGCAGAACGAAGAAUUGAUCAACAACUUGAUGUCACUCCUUAUUAAUUUAUCUUAUUACAACAACAACAAUGACAACAUCAACAACAAAAACAACAUCAACAACAACAUCAACAACAACAGCAAUAACAACAACAACAUUAAAAGACCCAAUUACAAAACUAGCAACAUAAACAAUCAAAAUAAACAUGCAGAUACACUGACUAAAGAUAGCGUUAAUAUUGACCUGAUGAUAGCCAGUUACUUGGACUCGGACGAUAACGAGGUAGUCUUUUCAAGCUGUGGUACUCUCAUCAACUUCAUGAUCGAUCCUAAGAACAGACGGAGAUUUAGAAAUUUGGCCGGAGUUGAAAAAAUAAUUGGAGUCAUUGAAACAUUCAGUCAAAAUGAUUGGCAGCUCGUUGGAAUGGCAUGUCAGAUUCUAUCAAACUACUCACUCACUGAUGAUUAUGAUAAUGAUAACGCUGAUGAUGAUGAUGAAGAUGGGGGUCAUGGUGAUGAUCGUGAGGAUGGAAAGAAGAGGUUUUUCACCAAAUCCGAGAUCCAUAAGCUAAUGACGCUACUUCAAACGUUUUUAGGUUUGUAG